Messenger RNA from Brassica rapa (field mustard), 17403 nucleotides. Its product is annotated as putative F-box protein At4g21240. Lineage: Eukaryota; Viridiplantae; Streptophyta; Magnoliopsida; Brassicales; Brassicaceae. Gene Ontology annotation, molecular function: protein binding. The record is from RefSeq and is a predicted model, not a curated record.
AGAAUGCCUACAUAAGAUGGAAAUUAGUAUGCCUGAAACCAAGCUUAUGAAUGAACUUUUGAGCGUGACAGUACUACUUACUCCGAACACCAAAUUUAUCUUUCCAAUGAACAUAUCUCCACUUGUAGACUCCCUCUUAACCCUCUUGCUUCAAUGGUUGUUCUGUCUUCACCACUCAGGUGUGUGGCAGGUUUUGGUAGUUUGGAUGUGGCAUGUACAUGUACUCCGAUGGGAUUGUGAGCAAGGUGCAUGUGGAGAGACUUGGUUGCUGAUAUGGAUAGUAAACCGGAGGACAAGUUAACCGGAAACUAUUCAACCAAACAUUAAAAAGGGUUUAGAACUUUAUAGUAAAAUAAAAUAAAAGACUUAUUCAUUAUACAAAAAUAAAAUAAAUUGUAUUGACCUCAUUUUAGUAAGGGCGAGUCGGAAAGAUAAAACCGCAGUUGUAUGUUAUCCAGAAUCAAAGGCUCCCCGAUAAAAUUUCUUACCAACUUCAAUUAUAUAAUGAACUCUGUAACAGCGUUAAAAAAAGAGUGGAAGUUAACCCCAAAACAUUUUCUCAGGAAAUCGAAAAAUAGGAGUUUUAAGAAAAUGCAAUUCUCUUACGAUUUAGACAGCGUAGUAGUAGUCUGUCUUGUCCAGUGGCGAAUAUUCCACCUCCAUUUUUGUUAUCCAAGCAAUGUGCAAAAUACAGAAUUUUCACCAAAAUUAAAUGUUAACACAAAAAUCAAGAUUUUUUUUUUGAUAUUGCCAAAUUAAUUAGAAAAAAGUUUGAAAGUUUAAAAAUUAAGUGUUAACACAAAAAAGGAAAACCUCAAGAGAAAUUUGGUGUUGAUAAACUAAUGAGAAGACUAAUUAAGCAUAAAUGUGUACACAAAACAAACAAUAUUAUCUCUAACGAUCAAUUAACAAAUUGACAGGAAACAUGUUUGAUUAUUUUUCACAUUAUGCAAUUAGCCUCCAUAAUUAAUUAUAAAAAUACAGAAUUUUCACUCAAAAAACUGAAAAUAAAUUUGGUAUUAAUCAAUUAAUUAGAAAACUAACAUAUUACAAUGAAAUUGAAAGCUGCUGAUGGCUUGAACUAGCUAAGGCUAAUAGUGCCCGAGUAUUGACAUUAUUAUUAGUUAAGACGUUGAAUGGUGUUUCGUGUUAUCCUCUAGAUAUUACCUCUCAAAAUUAUAGUGUAGACUUCUCUAGUUAAUUAAUAACAUAAGCCAUACGAAACACAAUUACGCUACGCAUCAUGAUUAUAAUAUGCGAACGCACUACAAAACGAAAAUUAUAAGUUUGAUGUAUCAUAUUAAUUAUCAUCAUAGUCUAAUGACCCUCGUAAAUAAAUCAUAUGCGAAAUUCUUUUUUUUUUAUAAAAUUAUAUCAAAAAGCAUUUUUCCGCAUACCGUAUGCAAUCUUUGUUCUUCACAUUCUCCCUUUGUUGAAUUCGUGACAAAUGAAGAAGCUUUCAACACUUAAAACAAAAUGCAAAUGGCUCGUUCUGCUUCCAAGCAUAUGGACAAAAGAAAAGCGAAAAAAACUUAUUUAUUUGAAAGAUAGCUGAGUAAGCCCCUAUUGACCAUCAUCAUGGUUAAAACUUUGCUCUGUACUAGUUUCUUUUACUGUUAAUUUGGUUGUAACUUAAACAGAGAAAGACGAAAAAAAAACUGAUUUAAUAUAUGAGAAAUUAGGUCACAUAACCUAAAAAAUAACCUCGUACGGACGGUGGAGAAAGCUAGAUCCAGUUUUUUCCGGCGACUUUUUUUUUUCACUUUUCUUCUGCUGUGUCUCACUUUCCACCGAGGAUAUCAACAUCCUACCCUUCUCAAGAGUGACAAACAAGUUAAGGACCUGCAAAAAUGGAAAUACACUCUGUAUGGAAGGUUUUUAAAACUCUUACCUCAGAUGUGUCCAUUCUGCAUCCAAGGCUUUGCAUCUAACUCCCUCUAGCACCAGGAGAUAAGCUCAAGUCCCACAAUUCCCUUUGUCUCUUGUCUUCCUUUGGUAGGUCCUAACUCCUACAAAGGAAGAGUUUAACGGCGUUUUUAAAGCUCUGUCCAAGGCAUUUCUCCUCGUAUUAACCCACAUCUAUAGACGCUUCACACAUUACUGUACGUACCUGUGAAAUGUCUCAAACUCUGGAAAGCUCGGAAAAGAACAAGCAAUUGCUUGAAGAAGAUGAAGUGGUCAUCUUACCUGACGUAGACAACUCUGAGCUGAUAGCUCGCUACAACCUUAGUUUGGUCGGUAGGAUUUUCAACAAAGAGAGACGCAAUGUGGAAGCUCUGAUAGCUCUCCUCCCUAGGCACAGCAUAUGGGAUGUGGAAGGUCGUGCUCGUGGUGUAGACCUUGGAAACCAUCGAUUCCAAUUUGAUUUCGACUCAGAAGCUGACCUUCUAAAGGUUCUAGGUAAGCGUCCCUGCCACUUCAACAAGUGGUCGUUUGCCCUCGAGAGAUGGGCUCCUCAUGUUGGUGACUCAUUCCCAAACACCAUUACCUUUUGGGUUUGUGCGACGGGGAUACCAACCCACUAUUGGAUGGAUCCGAUUUUCCGUACUUUGGAAAAAAGACUUGGACUUGUUGGAAAGAUUGAUGCGAAAGCGGCAAAGUUUCAAGUCGAGAUCAAUGGAGACCAACCACUAAAAUUUUCUCUUCGUGCUCAAAUCCCCUCAGGAGAAAUUGUCCCAGUCUCUUUUGAAUAUGUAAACCUUUUCCGAUGGUGCCACAACUGCCAUCUCAUCUCCCAUGAAGCUGAAAACUGCCAGAAGAAAGAAAACAGAGAUUGUUGGCUAAAGAAGCAAGUAGAGAGCAGAGUGGUUUCAUCAGGAAGGAAGACAUAAGAUAUGGAGAAUUUUCAAAACGUUUUACCACUGAUGGGAAGACAGCAAACCCUCAAGACAACCGAGUGGGUGAGAGAUCUCAAAGAGACAACAUGGACAGCGUGUGGAAGCGCAUUGACUCCCGUUAUGCUCCGAGAGAUGACUACCGUCGAGAACCCCGUCAAGCACCCCGUGUUCUUGAAAAAUUGCAGAAACCUACAAAUGUCUACAAUAAAAGGAGAUAUGAAGAAUCUUUUGCUUCAAGCAAACUCAGAGAGGCAGACAAAAAAAUAACCUAAAAAAUAACCCAAAUUAAUAAACUAACCAAAUUCCUCCUCUCCCUCUUCCUUUCUCUUCAUAUCUCUCUCUACCCUCUUUUUACAAAACUAAUUAUAGAUUUUUUUUGGUUAUUUGACAAACUCUCCCUUAAUAUAUUUAGAUUUUUGUUUUUAAUUUUUUUUGUGCUUUAUGGUUUUUUAUUUUUUUCGAACGUCUUUACCUUUUUUUUGUUAAGUUUUAAUUAUUAUUAAUUUAAAAAUUAUUUUUCGAAUUUAAAAUAAAAUAUAAAUUACUGAAGUUAACUCUCCUAUAAAUUAGUGGUGUUAAAUGAAUACAGUUUAAAAAAUUAAUCUAAUGUUUUGGAAAAAUAAGUGUAUUAAAUUGAUAAUAAAACCAAAAUUUUUUGUAUAAAUAUGAAGUUUUCUUAAUUUUUUUUAAAGUGAUAAAUGUCAAAAUUGAUAUGCUGAGGUGGACGCUUUAGAUGGAAAAAACACUCUUUAGUUAUAUAAUAGAUAGAUAGAUUGUUGAUAUUUUCAGUUAGAUAAAAUUAGAAAUAGUCUUAUAUAUCGUCGUGAGUUUUUUUUUUAUAAUUUAAUAUGUAACAUUUCAUAUAUAAAUUUAAAGUAAGUUUUUUUUUCUUUAGAAUUUUCAUUUAUUUAUGUUUAUAUUUGCACAUAUAUAUUUUUAUUAUUAAUAAAUAAACAUAUAUUUUGCUAUAAAUGCAAAUAUUUUACUAAAAAUAAAUGUUAUCUCACAUUCUUAACUAUAGUAUUUCAAAACCUUUAAAAAUAUAUUUCAUGAAUUCAAUAAAAUUCUAAGAUUAAUAAAUAAAUAUAAAAUAAAAAAACAUAAAAGAUGUAUAUAUAUUAAGUUAUAAGUUUAAAAUUAACAUAAAUUAAAAAUCAUUAAAUUAGUAACAAAAUAACAGAGAAAAAUGUAGAAAAAGAUUUAUAAAAUUUUGAGGAUGCAUGAAAAACUCUUAAAAGCUUCUCUUGAGAGGAUCCUAGUUUCUUAACUUUAACAUCUCAAAAAUAUUAAAAAUUAUGUUUUAUGGAUUAUCUUUUUCUCUUUCAAAUAAAUUUUAAUUUGAUUAUUUAAAAAGGAUAUUUUUUAUUGUUUCCUUUUUGAAAUUAAUAAAAAAAUUUAAGUCAUUGCAUUCAAAUAGAAAAAAAGAACAUUAAAGUUUGAAAGAACGCAUGACACCUUAUCAAAAUAUCUCUUGAAGAAACCUUAUUUUAUUAUAUAAGAUUAGUCUAGAUGGUGCUUGGUACAAGGGGCGGAGAUAUAAAAUUUUUUUAUGGGAGGCAUUGGUGUAAAUAUAUAGGAGUAGAAUAACAUAAUGGAAGUUGUUUAUAAAAUUAUACAUGUAAUUUUGAAAAGUCACCAGGGGCAACUGCCCUCCACUUAGUCUAUGUGGCUCCGCCACUGUUGGUACUACUAGUAAACCUACUUGGAGCAUAGAUGGGAUAAGACUAAUCCAAAAUUCAGCUUCUUUAACUUGUCACGAGUUAGUCAGAACGCACCAAAUCCGAAGAUAAGUGGUUCAACGAACUCGAACAGGAUCAACCUUUGACCCAAGUGGGGUAGCAGAGAAGUGUUUCGACCCAAGACUCAUGACCAUUAAACAAAAAAGUGUCAUUACUUUUUCUUGUAUCAAAUUAAAUUAGCAUGACUGUUAACAUGAUAAUAGAUCCAUGUUCUCAUUUAGUACGGUUUCGGUGAAAGGAAAUAAGAAUCAUUACUAGAUUUUGACCCCUGUUUUUGAGAUUAUUUUUUUCACAAAAUCUUCAUUUAAUAAAUGAAAGAUCUUUAUUUUAUUUUUUUCUGAUUUCUUAAAUUUUUUCUAAUAAAUUUAUUUAUGAUUUUGAAAGUAUGAUAUGUUAAUAAUUUUAUUUAAUAUAGAUAUAUCAUAUAAUUUACUAAAUUUUGACCCGUUAGUGAACCGUAUUUUUUAGAUUUUAACCCGCAUUAUAAUGUAAAAUCACAAUUUUAUAAUAAUUUAUGAUAUUUUAUAAAUAUAUUUAUAACAUAUACAAAAUAUAAAUAUUUUAAUAUUAUAUGAAUGAUGUGAUUCUUUAAUUUUAUACAAAAAUAAGAUGAAAAUAAAAUGAUAAAAAUAUAAUAACUAAAAAAUGAUUAAUGAUAAAUAAGUAAAAUUAUUUUUGGCAACUAAAAUCUGAAUAAUCAUAUGUGUAUAGGUGAUAUAACUUGUUAUGAUCUAUUUUAUAAAAGUUUAUAUUGGCUAAACUAUUUACUUUGUAUUUUUCUUAUUUUAUUUUGUUUCCCAAUCUUGUUUGUUAUACAAUUUAUAUGUUAAAAGAAGAUUUGUUUGUUGAAGAACAUUUUUUUUGGGAUUUUCUACUUUAUACUUUUUUUUUGUGCUAAACUUUUUAUUUUCCUUAGAUUUAAAAUUAAUCUAAUCUUAUUUAAUACACAAUUAUAUAAGGAAAUUUUAAUAUAACUUUUGGAAUCCUAAUAAAAAAAUAUCAGAUUUGUAUUUUUGAAAAUAUCUAAUAAAUCAAUUUUUUCUUCUAAAUUCGAUCUUUUAUUUAUUUGAAAAAAAUGUCAUCUCAAAUCUCUUUGUAAAUUUUCAAUGACUAAAUUACACACAGUGACAAGAUUAUUAUUUAAGUGUGAUUCCGUUUUAAUAAUAUAGAUUACCCCAAAAAUUAUAUUAUUAUUUGGCACGUGAUUUUGGGACUCUCAAAUUUAAAAAGUUUAUACUAUUAUUUGUUUUUAGCCUUUUAGGAAAAUACUAUUUGCCAAAUUUUGCCAAAUUAAAUUUGUAUACAGAAAUCAAAAAAUUAUUUACUUAUCUUUUGCCGUUUGUCUAAAAAUUGUCUAAUUAUUUUCAUUAAAUCAAAACGAUUGUAUAAUACUCCCCCAACCCAAACGACUAAUUUAAAGAGAACUAGAUUUGCGCGGGUGUUUAUUUUCAUUUAUUUUUAUAGAAAUAUUUUAUUUUUAAUUCUACAUUGGUAUAUAUUAGUAUAAUAUAUAUGAGGUGUGUCUAUCAUUUUUUAAAACAUAAUAAUUUUAUUAUAUAUAUAUUUUUAUUGAAUUGGUUGUUUUUAGAUCACGUUUUUAGCUUGGAAAAUAUUGAUAAUUAUUUAAUUCCUACAAUGUAGUAGACAUAUUAUUUAGUUCCUAUAAUCUAGAAAGUAGGUUAUUUAGAUCUAUAAUAAUGUAAGAUUAUAAAUUAAAUAUAACAUGACUUUCUAGUAAUAGGUCCAUUAGGUCCAUCUUUUUAAAAAUCACACAUGAGUCAAAGUUGUGACUUCUCUUUAUUUUUAAUAUAUAAGAUACGUGAAAGAGGGACGAAGAUAAUUAACAAGUUAGGGUUGGGUCGCCGCUGAUGGAUAUACGAGAAGAAGAAACGGGAGAUGGGGAGAGAAGAAUACAAUCCAAAGAAGACGGUAAGUUUUCCGAGCUGACUCUUGAUCUGACUCUUGAGAUACUCUUGAGACUGCCCGCUAAAUCUGCCGUAAGGUUCCGUUGCGUCUCGAAGCUAUGGUCGUCCAUCACUACUCGUCCAGAAUUCAUCAGAUCGUUCGCGAUCCAGUCUUCAAAACAGCCGUGUCUUCUUGCCUGCGUCGAUGCAAGCUUAAGCGGCAAGCGCUUAUUUAUCUCUCUGCCCCAACAUGUGCAUCCGGAUGAAUCUGACUACUCUUAUGUGGACCGUUUGGAACACUGUGAGGUAAAUGCUCUUGUUGAUGACGAACCGAUGUCCGAAUCUGUCCACGGCUUGGUAUGUUUCGGGAAUUUUAACAGGAUAGUAGUUUGGAAUCCUUCGAUGAGACAACAUGUUACCUUACCCGAACUCGAACCCAGGGUCAGGUAUAUACGUAGCUGUUUAGGAUACGAUCCAGUCAGCGAUAAGUAUAAAGUAUUGUGCAUCUCAGGCAAAAGAUGCCAAGAUCCUCUUGUUUUCACAUUGGGACCUCAAGAAUCAUGGAGAGUGACCCAAAAUAGCCCUAGACACUUCCCUACAAACACCAUGGGACGAAUAGGUAUAUGCAUCAACGGGCAUGUGUAUUAUCAAGCAACAAUACCUUAUAAAGUGGAUAACAGUUACCAAGAGGAAAAAUUACUUAUGAGCUUCGAUGUGAGGUACGAAAAGUUCAGCACAAUAGAAAAACCAGCUGAUCCUACACUUCGCAACUUUUUGCUCAACUAUGAAGGAAAAAUAGCAUGGGGUUGCACCAGCUUCUCUUCUAUAAGGUUUUGGGUUUGGGGGGAGGGGGAGAAACAAGAAUGGUCGCUUAGAAACUUUAUUUUGCCUUUUCCAGGCUUUCGUCAAAGGGACCCGGUCUUUGAAUGUUUACUGGAGCUGAAGGGUAUUACUCAUGAUACUGGUGAGUUCAUUUUUGCAACGAUGCAUGAUGCAUUUUAUGUUCUAUAUUAUGAUCCAAAGAGAGAGCGUGCAAAGUGGAUCGAAUAUGAAGGCAUUGGAGACCAAGAAUUCUGGAUUCGUAAUGGAAUUUUACGUGGCACCUAUUACAGUGUCGAUUGGUUUCCCAAUCACAGUGAGAGUCUCAUGUCUUUGGAUAACGUCCCUGGCCUACAUGGAGUCUUGGGCCGGUCGGGUCACCCCGGUUAAAUUAAAAGUUAGCAUUUGGACUUAGUAACGCCUUCUAUUAUUGAAAUUUUGGUUGAAAGUUAAAUUGUUUUCCCUUCCAGUUCACGUUAGAUGCUUUCCAGUGACCCCUUUUCUCAUUUUUUUUUUAUUUUAAUAAUUUUUGCAAAGACUAAAUAAUGGAUCAUGGAUCAUGGAUCAUGGAUCAUACAAAGAUCAGUGUAAUUCUGUCUAAGGUUCAAACGCCUAUCCUCUGCAACAUCCUUAUGAAAAACGUGUCUUGCCAACACGAUAUAGAGAGGGAACAGGUUUUGAGUUUGUACCCCAGCAUCUUCUCUGAAAGGAACACAAUCAUGUAUAUUUUUCAACGCAAUAAGAUAUUGAAAUCCACCAACGGGCAAAGUCUCAAAAAACUUAGAAAGCAUCUAGGUGUCGAAGAAGAUUUCAAUGGUCAAGAACUUAGUUUGAAAUGCUUAAUUAUACAAAAUCCCCAUUGUUGUCCGUAUAACACUACAAGAGAAAAGCCUCGACUCCGAAAAUGGUUUCCGAGAGUGUGAGUUAUCAGAAAUUUGCUUUGUCUUUGUGUACCGAGACAUUAUGAAUUUCAUGGGAAACUUCUCAGAAAUUUUCGAUGAUCAAUAUUCGUGAAAAUUUUAUCGGAAUAAAUCGGGACUUGUCGGAACUAAAACAACUUCCGAGAGUUUUCUUUUGUCGAAAUUUGUUUGUACUUAGUUGGAGAGUUAUAUGUUCCAACAACAGAUAAAUUGUCGGUACAAUUUGUAGGAAACUCAACAGAAAAUAAUCCAGACUUUUCUCGAAAUGACAUGUUAGCUUCGAACGAGAUAAUGAUGGAUUGAAUCGUGGUGUUACCAUCGGUAUUCUCUUGAGAAUUACCAAUAUCAAUGACAAGACCUCAAAAACUUGUCAAACGAGUUGCCGAGAACACGUGUUAGCAUUGUAAUAGUUUUCUAGAAGAGAUCGACGAUGACCAAUGUCAGUAAUUUUCUGUAUAUAAUUUUGUUUCCAAAGGAAAAGCGAUUAAACUAGUUGUGGGAACAUACUUCUAUAUUAAAACGUUUUCACCAUUCUCAUCUAAUCUCUUUCCAAAGGGUUUUCACCCACUUCUAUCCAAUCUCUUCAGUAGACGAAAGUAUUAAUACCUUAACUUGUUUCUUUUUAAAUUUCAUUAUGCUUUCUAUUCUUAUAAUAUAAUGGUUGUAUAUCGUUAGUUAUGGAGAUAUGGUAGUAUUUUUUGCUAGAUCUGGUGGGUAUUUUCCUGUUCAUUGAGGGAGGAACGCGGUGGCUCUCGUUUUUGGUCAAAGCAUCUCACGGUGUCUCGAUGGCGGUGAUGGAUGGGUUGCCUUGCCCACUUUCGUGUGUUCUCAGCCGCUGCGAAUUCUUCUUCUGAGUCAGAUUGUAGGCGGCUAGCUAGUUCUUGAUGGUGUCUUGGUGGCCCACUCUCAGAAUUCGAAGAUUGAGAAUGUCUUCUUCAAGAAGUUUGGUAGGACUGUGAUAAUCUGUUCUUUAAUCUGAUAAAGUUGUUUGUAAACCAUUUUCGGUUAAGAUUGGUUUAAACAUAUUAAUUAAUAUAUUUCCUUUGUUUCACAAAAAAUGUCGUUUUGGAAGUAUGUACAUAGAUUAAUAUUUAAUUUGCUAGUUUUCCAAAAAAAAUAUAUCAUUAACUACCUACCUAAACCGAAUUCAACCAAUGAUAAAAUAAACUACAAAAUAUAAAUAAUUAUAAAACAUAAAAAAUCACUAAAUUUUGCAUUGAAAAUUGAAAACGACACUCAUUGUGAAACAAAAUAAACGUCUAAACGACACUCUUUGUGAAACGGAUGGAGUAUUAUUUUAAAACUAUAUUAUUGUAUUCUUGUCACAUGUAAUAAUAUAAUUAUUUAGUAUGAGCCCAUGUAACAACUCUGUUCCGCCUCUCGAAUGCGAUUUUAUAUUUUUUUUUUCUUUAAAGAAAAUUUCUAAUCGUUGAAAAUUUAUCAGAAUUUUACGAGAAUUUACCGAGAACUUUAUUUAUGCAUCUUUGUAAUUCCUUGGAAACUUGCUAUAAGUUCCCGAUGUAAUCUUCCAAAAAUUUCCCAAUAGCUGUCAUAGUUGGUAAUAGUGUUUUCUUCCGACGACCAUUCCCGAAGAUACCCCGAAAGAAAUUUUCUAUCAGAAAAAUCCCACAAAAUCACGAUAACUAAUGUUUUCCGAGACUCAAAUGCCGACCACUUGUUGAUUGUCGGAAAUGUGUCGACGAUCAAAGCUUUCGACGAAUUCUCGAGUUAUUGUGCCGUCGGCAUUGAGACUUUAAUUUUUGUAGUGUAAUAAUUCUCAUCACAUGAUAAUAACAUUGUAAUCCAAUUUAAAAGUUAAAAAAUGAAAAAUGAUUAAUUCAACGAAAAUCAUUGAUAAAUGCAAGAGAUCAAAAAUGACCUGAGAGAGUACUUGCUCUUCCUAUAAGCAUAUUAAGGAAAAAUGAGAUCUUGGAGAAAUGAGAUAUUGGAGAGAUCGAGUUAAAUAUGGAAAAUUGAUAUUUGCACUAUAUUUACAUAGUGCUAAAUAAGUAGAUUUACCAUGAUUAAUUAUGUAAAAAACUUGGUGAGCAAGUUAAAUACUUUGUAUAAAUAAACCUAAAGACUAGUGAACAAAACUGAGAGAAACUAUUUUACUUCUAUAGUUUCCUCCAAAUUUGUCAAGGCAGUUAACAGAGAAAAUAUAUCAAGAUCGCAUGAUCGUUAGCUAUGAAGAGAAAAUGUCGUCGAAAACAGAACUGAUUGAAGCAAUUAUACCAAAAACAAUAUGGUUUACCAAUGAGCAUGAUCUCAUGUUCUAGCUUAAUGGUGAUUCCAUAUCAGUCCACUGUAGGAUUCAGUUAGAAGCCAUAAGAGAAACGACUAAUAGCAUAUAAUCAUACGUGUAUAUAAUUGAUUUUGACUGAAGUAGAUUCUUUAGGGGAAAGUCGGUGUUCUCAUAGCCAUGAGAUGAUUUUGAUUGUUGAAAAAUACAAUAUGUGGUGUUAUCCUUAUUUAUGUAGUGUAAUAAUUCUCAUCACAUGAUAAUAACAUUGUAAUCCAAUUUAAAAGUUGAAAAAUAAAAAAUGAUUUAUUCAACGAAAAUCAUUGAUAAAUGCAAGAGAACAAAAAUGAUCUGAGAGAGUACUUGCUAUUCCUAUAAGCAUAUUAAGGAAAAAUGAGAUCUUGGAGAAAUGAGAUCUUGGAGAGAUCGAGUUAAAUAUGGAAAAUUGAUAUUUGCACUAUAUUUACAUAGUGCUAAAUAAGUAGAUUUACCAUGAUUAAUUAUGUAAAAAACUUGGUGAACAAGUUAAAUACUUUGUAUAAAUAAACCUAAAGACUAGUGAACAAAACUGAGAGAAACUAUAUUACUUCUAUAGUUUUCUCCAAAUUUGUCAAGGCAGUUAACAGAGAAAAGAUAUCAGGAUCGCAUGAUCGUUAGCUAUGAAGAGAAAAUGUCGUCGAAAACAGAACUGAUUGAAACAAUUAUACCAAAAACAAUAUGGUUUACCAAUGAGCAUGAUCUCGUGUUCUAGCUUAAUGGUGAUUCCAUAUCAGUCCACUGUAGGAUUCAGUUAGAAGCCAUAAGAGGAACGACUAAUAGCAUAUAAUCAUACGUGUAUAUAAUUGAUUUUGACUGAAAUGGAUUCUUUAGGGGAAGGUCGGUGUUCUCAUAGCCAUGAGAUAAUUUUGAUUGUUGAAAAAUACAAUAUGUGAUGUUAUCCUUAUUUAUGUAGUGUAAUAAUUCUCAUCACAUGAUAAUAACAUUGUAAUCCAAUUUAAAAGUUGAAAAAUGAAAAUGAUUAAUUCAACAAAAAUCAUUGAUAAAUGCAAGAAAACAAAAAUGACCUGAGAGAGUACUUGCUCUUCCUAUAAGCAUAUUAAGGAAAAAUGAGAUCUUGGAGAAAUGAGAUCUUGGAGAGAUCGAGUUAAAUAUGGAAAAUUGAUAUUUGCACUAUAUUUACAUAGUGCUAAAUAAGUAGAUUUACCAUGAUUAAUUAUGUAAAAAACUUGGUGAAUAAGUUAAAUACUUUGUAUAAAUAAACCUAAAGACUAGUGAACAAAACUGAGAGAUACUAUUUUACUUCUAUAGUUUCUUCCAAAUUUGUCAAGGCAGUUAACAGAGAAAAGAUAUCAGGAAUUGCAUAAUCGUUAGCUAUGAAGAAAAAAUGUCAUCGAAAACAGAACUGAUUGAAGCAAUUAUACCAAAAACAAUAUGGUUUACCAAUGAGUAUGAUCUCAUGUUCUAGCUUAAUGGUGAUUCCAUAUCAGUCCACUGUAGGAUUCAGUUAGAAGCCAUAAGAGGAACGACUAAUAUCAUAUAAUCAUACGUGUAUAUAAUUGAUUUUGACUGAAGUGGAUUCUUUAGGAGAAGGUCGGUGUUCUCAUAGCCAUGAGAUGAUUUUGAUUGUUGAAAAAUACAAUAUGUGGUGUUAUCCUUAUUUAUGUAGUGUAAUAAUUCUCAUCACAUGAUAAUAACAUUGUAAUCCAAUUUAAAAGUUGAAAAAUGAAAAAUGAUUUAUUCAACGAAAAUCAUUGAUAAAUGCAAGAGAACAAAAAUGAUCUGAGAGAGUACUUGCUCUUCCUAUAAGCAUAUUAAGGAAAAAUGAGAUCUUGGAGAGAUCGAGUUAAAUAUGGAAAAUUGAUAUUUGCACUAUAUUUACAUAGUGCUAAAUAAGUAGAUUUACCAUGAUUAAUUAUGUAAAAAACUUGGUGAACAAGUUAAAGACUUUGUAUAAAUAUACCUAAAGACUAGUGAACAAAACUGAGAGAAACUAUUUUACUUCUAUAGUUUUCUCCAAAUUUGUCAAGGCAGUUAACAGAGAAAAGAUAUCAGGAUCGCAUGAUCGUUAGCUAUGAAGAGAAAAUGUUGUCGAAAACAGAACUGAUUGAAGCAAUUAUACCAAAAACAAUAUGGUUUACCAAUGAGCAUGAUCUCAUGUUCUAGCUUAAUGGUGAUUCCAUAUCAAUCCACUGUAGGAUUCAGUUAGAAGCCAUAAGAGGAACGACUAAUAGCAUAUAAUCAUGUGUAUAUAAUUGAUUUUGACUGAAGUGGAUUCUUUAGGGGAAGGUCGGUGUUCUCAUAGCCAUGAGAUGAUUUUGAUUGUUGAAAAAUACAAUAUGUGGUGUUAUCCUUAUUUAUGUAGUGUAAUAAUUCUCAUCACAUGAUAAUAACAUUGUAAUCCAAUUUAAAAGUUGAAAAAUGAAAAAUGAUUAAUUCAACGAAAAUCAUUGAUAAAUGCAAGAGAACAAAAAUGACCUGAGAGAGUACUUGCUCUUCCUAUAAGCAUAUUAAGGAAAAAUGAGAUCUUGGAGAAAUGAGAUCUUGGAGAGAUCGAGUUAAAUAUGGAAAAUUGAUAUUUGCAUUAUAUUUACAUAGUGCUAAAUAAGUAGAUUUACCAUGAUUAAUUAUGUAAAAAACUUGGUCAACAAGUUAAAUACUUUGUAUAAAUAAACCUAAAGACUAGUGAACAAAACUGAGAGAAACUAUUUUACUUCUAUAGUUUCCUCCAAAUUUGUCAAGGCAGUUAACAGAGAAAAUAUAUCAAGAUCGCAUGAUCGUUAGCUAUGAAGAGAAAAUGUCGUCGAAAACAGAACUGAUUGAAGCAAUUAUACAAAAAACAAUAUGGUUUACCAAUGAGAAUGAUCUCAUGUUCUAGCUUAAUGGUGAUUCCAUAUCAGUCCACUGUAGGAUUUAGUUAGAAGCCAUAAGAGGAACAAUUAAUAGCAUAUAAUCAUACGUGUAUAUAAUUGAUUUUGACUGAAGUGGAUUUUUUAGGGGAAGGUCGGUGUUCUCAUAGCCAUGAGAUGAUUUUGAUUGUUGAAAAAUACAAUAUGUGGUGUUAUCCUUAUUUAUGUAGUGUAAUAAUUCUCAUCACAUGAUAAUAACAUUGUAAUCCAAUUUAAAAGUUGAAAAAUGAAAAUUGAUUAAUUCAACGAAAAUCAUUGAUAAAUGCAAGAGAACAAAAAUGACCUGAGAGAGUACUUGCUCUUCCUAUAAGCAUAUUAAGAAAAAAUGAGAUCUUGGAGAAAUGAGAUCUUGGAGAGAUCGAGUUAAAUAUGGAAAAUUGAUAUUUGCACUAUAUUUACAUAGUGCUAAAUAAGUAGAUUUACCAUGAUUAAUUAUGUAAAAAACUUGGUGAACAAGUUAAAUACUUUGUAUAAAUAAACCUAAAGACUAGUGAACAAAACUGAGAGAAACUAGUUUACUUAUAUAGUUUCCUCCAAAUUUGUCAAGACAGCUAACAUAGAAAAGAUAUCAGGAUCGCAUGAUCGUUAGCUAUGAAGAGAAAUGUCGUCGAAAACAGAACUGAUUGAAGCAAUUAUACCAAAACAAUAUGGUUUACCAAUGAGCAUGAUCUCAUGUUCUAGCUUAAUGGUGAUUCCAUAUCAGUCCACUGUAGGAUUCAGUUAGAAGCCAUAAGAGGAACGACUAAUAGCAUAUAAUCAUGUGUAUAUAAUUGAUUUUGACUGAAGUGGAUUCUUUAGGGGAAGGUCGGUGUUCUCAUAGCCAUGAGAUGAUUUUGAUUGUUGAAAAAUACAAUAUGUGGUGUUAUCCUUAUUUAUGUAGUGUAAUAAUUCUCAUCACAUGAUAAUAACAUUGUAAUCCAAUUUAAAAGUUGAAAAAUGAAAAAUGAUUAAUUCAACGAAAAUCAUUGAUAAAUGCAAGAGAACAAAAAUGACCUGAGAGAGUACUUGCUCUUCCUAUAAGCAUAUUAAGGAAAAAUGAGAUCUUGGAGAAAUGAGAUCUUGGAGAGAUCGAGUUAAAUAUGGAAAAUUGAUAUUUGCACUAUAUUUACAUAGUGCUAAAUAAGUAGAUUUACCAUGAUUAAUUAUGUACGAGUUAAAUAUUUUGUAUAAAUAAACCUAAAGACUAGUGAACAAAACUGAGAGAAACUAUUUUACUUCUAUAGUUUCCUCCAAAUUUGUCAAGGCAGUUAACAGAGAAAAGAUAUCAGGAUCGCAUGAUCGUUAGCUAUGAAGAGAAAAUGUCGUCGAAAACAGAACUGAUUGAAGCAAUUAUACCAAAAACAAUAUGGUUUACCAAUGAGCAUGAUCUCAUGUUCUAGCUUAAUGGUGAUUCCAUAUCAGUCCACUGUAGGAUUCAAUUAGAAGCCAUAAGAGGAACGACUAAUUGCAUAUAAUCAUGUGUAUAUAAUUGAUUUUGACUGAAGUGGAUUCUUUAGGGGAAGGUCGGUGUUCUCAUAGCCAUGAAAUGAUUUUGAUUGUUGAAAAAUACAAUAUGUGGUGUUAUCCUUAUUUAUGUAGUGUAAUAAUUCUCAUCACAUGAUAAUAACAUUGUAAUCCAAUUUAAAAGUUGAAAAAUGAAAAAUGAUUAAUUCAACGAAUAUCAUUGAUAAAUGCAAGAGAACAAAAAUGACCUGAGAGAGUACUUGCUCUUCCUAUAAGCAUAUUAAGGAAAAAUGAGAUCUUGGAGAAAUGAGAUCUUGGAGAGAUCGAGUUAAAUAUGGAAAAUUGAUAUUUGCAUUAUAUUUACAUAGUGCUAAAUAAGUAGAUUUACCAUGAUUAAUUAUGUAAAAAACUUGGUCAACAAGUUAAAUACUUUGUAUAAAUAAACCUAAAGACUAGUGAACAAAACUGAGAGAAACUAUUUUACUUCUAUAGUUUCCUCCAAAUUUGUCAAGGCAGUUAACAGAGAAAAUAUAUCAAGAUCGCAUGAUCGUUAGCUAUGAAGAGAAAAUGUCGUCGAAAACAGAACUGAUUGAAGCAAUUAUACAAAAAACAAUAUGGUUUACCAAUGAGAAUGAUCUCAUGUUCUAGCUUAAUGGUGAUUCCAUAUCAGUCCACUGUAGGAUUCAGUUAGAAGCCAUAAGAGGAACGAUUAAUAGCAUAUAAUCAUACGUGUAUAUAAUUGAUUUUGACUGAAGUGGAUUCUUUAGGGGAAGGUCGGUGUUCUCAUAGCCAUGAGAUGAUUUUGAUUGUUGAAAAAUACAAUAUGUGGUGUUAUCCUUAUUUAUGUAGUGUAAUAAUUCUCAUCACAUGAUAAUAACAUUGUAAUCCAAUUUAAAAGUUGAAAAAUGAAAAAUGAUUAAUUCAACGAAAAUCAUUGAUAAAUGCAAGAGAACAAAAAUGACCUGAGAGAGUACUUGCUCUUCCUAUAAGCAUAUUAAGAAAAAAUGAGAUCUUGGAGAAAUGAGAUCUUGGAGAGAUCGAGUUAAAUAUGGAAAAUUGAUAUUUGCACUAUAUUUACAUAGUGCUAAAUAAGUAGAUUUACAAUGAUUAAUUAUGUAAAAAACUUGGUGAACAAGUUAAAUACUUUGUAUAAAUAAACCUAAAGACUAGUGAACCAAACUGAGAGAAACUAGUUUACUUAUAUAGUUUCCUCCAAAUUUGUCAAGGCAGCUAACAUAGAAAAGAUAUCAGGAUCGCAUGAUCGUUAGCUAUGAAGAGAAAAUGUCGUCGAAAACAGAACUGAUUGAAGCAAUUAUACCAAAAACAAUAUGGUUUACCAAUGAGCAUGAUCUCAUGUUCUAGCUUAAUGGUGAUUCCAUAUCAGUCCACUGUUGGAUUCAGUUAGAAGCCAUAAGAGGAACGACUAAUAGCAUAUAAUCAUGCGUGUAUAUAAUUGAUUUUGACUGAAGUGGAUUCUUUAGGGGAAGGUCGGUGUUCUCAUAGCCAUGAGAUGAUUUUGAUUGUUGAAAAAUACAAUAUGUGGUGUUAUCCUUAUUUAUGUGGUGUAAUAAUUCUCAUCACAUGAUAAUAACAUUGUAAUCCAAUUUAAAAGUUGAAAAAUGAAAAAUGAUUAAUUCAACGAAAAUCAUUGAUAAAUGCAAGAGAACAAAAAUGACCUGAGAGAGUACUUGCUCUUCCUAUAAGCAUAUUAAGGAAAAAUGAGAUCUUGGAGAAAUGAGAUCUUGGAGAGAUCGAGUUAAAUAUGGAAAAUUGAUAUUUGCACUAUAUUUACAUAGUGCUAAAUAAGUAGAUUUACCAUGAUUAAUUAUGUACGAGUUAAAUACUUUGUAUAAAUAAACCUAAAGACUAGUGAACAAAACUGAGAGAAACUAUUUUACUUCUAUAGUUUCCUCCAAAUUUGUCAAGGCAGUUAACAGAGGAAAGAUAUCAGGAUCGCAUGAUCGUUAGCUAUGAAGAGAAAAUGUCGUCGAAAACAGAACUGAUUGAAGCAAUUAUACCAAAAACAAUAUGGUUUACCAAUGGGCAUGAUCUCAUGUUCUAGCUUAAUGGUGAUUCCACAUCAGUCCACUGUGGGAUUCAGUUAAAAGCCAUAAGAGGAACGACUAAUUGCAUAUAAUCAUGUGUAUAUAAUUGAUUUUGACUGAAGUGGAUUCUUUAGGGGAAGGUCGGUGUUCUCAUAGCCAUGAGAUAAUUUUGAUUGUUGAAAAAUUCAAUAUGUGGUGUUAUCCUUAUUUAUGUAGUGUAAUAAUUCUCAUCACAUGAUAAUAACAUUGUAAUCCAAUUUAAAAGUUAAAAAAUGAAAAAUGAUUAAUUCAACGAAAAUCAUUGAUAAAUGCAAGAGAACAAAAAUGACCUGAGAGAGUACUUGCUCUUCCUAUAAGCAUAUUAAGAAAAAAUGAGAUCUUGGAGAAAUGAGAUCUUGGAGAGAUCGAUUUAAAUAUGGAAAAUUGAUAUUUGCACUAUAUUUACAUAGUGCUAAAUAAGUAGAUUUACCAUGAUUAAUUAUGUAAAAAACUUGGUGAACAAGUUAAAUACUUUGUAUAAAUAAACCUAAAGACUAGUGAACAAAACU